GCAUUUUUCCACACUAUCAAACAUGUCCACUUUCAGCACCGCAAUGAACGCUACUUCUCAUUAUCAAAACCCUAACCCUAACCCUAAUCAAGCCGCAUACAGUAGUACUACUACUGACCAGCUGAACGAAUUGCUCGAUUUUGAAUUAUCGGAUUAUGUCGCGUUUGAUGGUGAGUUCGAGGAAGAAAUUUCCACGAGGGAUACGGCAAAAAGAUCUGAGAAUGUGGAGAACAACUUCAAUGGAUCUUCGAGUUCGUCUACUCCGUUAGCUAGUAACAUAAGAAAAGAGAAGAAUUUGGGGACAAAAGAUGAAUUUAGGUUUGCAUUCAGAACAAAAUCAAAGCUGGAAAUUAUGGAUGAUGGAUUUAAAUGGAGAAAAUAUGGGAAAAAGAUGGUCAAGAACAGCCCGAAUCCAAGGAAUUACUUCAAAUGUACAAGUGAAGGGUGCAGUGUGAAGAAAAGGGUAGAAAGGGAUAGGGAUGACCCAAAUUAUGUGAUAACAACCUAUGAAGGAAUGCAUAAUCACCAGAGCCCUGAUUCUAUUAUCCAUAACCAGAUGCCAUGGACUUUACAGCCAUCUUCUUCUCUACAGUAAUUUCUAUCUUCUACUCCACAAGUUAUCAUGUAUAAAUAUUUCUACUGUGUAGUGUGUCGACCAGGCCUAUAUUUGUUCUCGUAUUAUUGUACCAUACUAUAUUUCUAUGUAUUAUGUAGUAUGUUGACCAUGAGUACGUUUGUUCUCAUACUGUUGUACCUUACCAUAUUUCGAGUAUGUGAACAAUACUUUGUUGACAUUGUACAUAUAUGGGAAGAAUUGUGUGUUUAUUAUUAA
Olea europaea var. sylvestris is the source of this 832-nucleotide messenger RNA. RefSeq names its product probable WRKY transcription factor 51. Gene Ontology annotation, molecular function: DNA-binding transcription factor activity; sequence-specific DNA binding. Gene Ontology annotation, biological process: regulation of DNA-templated transcription. NCBI's taxonomy places the organism in Eukaryota, Viridiplantae, Streptophyta, Magnoliopsida, Lamiales, Oleaceae. The record is from RefSeq and is a predicted model, not a curated record. Bases 23 to 595 code for a protein of 190 amino acids. The transcript has 3 exons.